UCGAACAUCUUCAACCUCUCCCCAACGAUAAGAGAAAUCCACACAUUGCCCAAUCAUUCCCGUUCCUUCUUCACGUCCACAUCUCUCUCUCUCCGCUACUCUCUCUGAGCCUGUUCCCAAUCAAAACCACCCCAUUUCUCACAUCCCCAUAGGCCCCUCACUCUACCAACACACUCUCUCCCUCGCUCUCUCUGAGCCACAUCACAAACACUCAGCAAUGGCCUCGGCCACCGCACCCACAACCCUCUCUUUCCUGCCCACCACCACUUCCUCUUCCACCACUCUCACCCGCUCGUCCCUCCUUCACCUCUCCCCCACCUCCUCAUCCUCUUCCAUCUCCCUUCGCUCCUCCAGCCUGAGCCGCCUCGGCUUCUCCGCUGUCGACCCUCUCUUCGCUCUCAGAGUGGCCUCCAAAGUGCGAUCAUUCAAUAGUAAGGCAGUGAGAGGCGUGGUGUCCAUGGCCAAGAAGAGUGUUGGGGACUUGACCUCCGCGGACUUGAAGGGGAAGAAGGUGUUUGUGAGGGCUGACUUGAAUGUGCCUCUGAAUGACAGCCAGGUUAUCACUGAUGAUACAAGGAUUCGGGCUGCGGUACCAACAAUCAAGCAUUUGAUUCAGAAUGGGGCUAAAGUCAUUCUUUCCAGCCAUUUGGGACGACCAAAGGGUGUUACUCCAAAAUUUAGCUUGGCACCUCUUGUACCUCGGCUGUCUGAACUACUUGGCAUUCAGGUUGUGAAGGCGGAUGACGUUAUUGGUCCAGAGGUAGAAAAGUUGGUGGCUUCACUUCCUGACGGCAGUGUUCUUCUUCUUGAAAAUGUGAGAUUUUACAAGGAGGAAGAAAAGAAUGACCCUGAGUUUGCAAAGAAGCUUGCCUCUUUAGCAGAUCUUUAUGUGAAUGAUGCAUUUGGGACUGCACAUAGAGCGCAUGCAUCAACUGAAGGGGUUACGAAAUUCUUGAAGCCAUCUGUUGCUGGUUUCCUAUUGCAGAAGGAACUUGACUAUCUUGUUGGGGCAGUAUCAAGCCCAAAGAGGCCAUUUGCUGCCAUUGUGGGUGGCUCAAAGGUUUCAUCCAAGAUUGGAGUUAUCGAGUCACUCCUAGAAAAGGUUGAUAUCCUACUUCUUGGUGGAGGAAUGAUCUUCACAUUUUACAAGGCACAGGGUAUCUCAGUGGGUUCUUCCCUGGUAGAGGAAGAUAAGCUAGAUCUUGCUACGACACUCAUUGCGAAGGCCAAGGCAAAGGGAGUUUCUCUUUUGUUACCCACCGAUGUGGUAAUUGCAGACAAGUUUGCUCCUGAUGCUAACAGCAAGAUUGUGCCAGCUUCUGGCAUCCCUGAUGGCUGGAUGGGAUUGGAUAUUGGACCAGAUUCCAUUAAGACAUUCAAUGAUGCUUUGGAAACUACUAAAACUGUCAUCUGGAAUGGACCAAUGGGAGUGUUCGAGUUUGAAAAGUUUGCAGUUGGAACAGAGUCUAUUGCAAAGAAGCUAGCAGAUCUCAGCGGGAAGGGAGUGACAACAAUCAUUGGAGGUGGAGAUUCUGUUGCAGCAGUAGAGAAAGUAGGGGUUGCUAGUGUGAUGAGCCACAUUUCAACUGGUGGUGGUGCAAGUUUGGAAUUGCUGGAAGGCAAAGAGCUUCCUGGUGUUCUUGCACUUGAUGAAGCCACACCUGUUGCUGUGUAAGACAAAUUUUUUUUUUUUUUUUGAUAAGUAAUAAAUGUAAGACAAUUUUAAUUUGAUUUUUUUUCCCCAUCCCUGUGUUAAUGUUUUUUAUUUGGAGGAUGUAAACGAGAAAUGAAAGUGUCCUAGGAAGAUAUGAGUUGCUGUAAAUGUUCAUUUAUGUUCUCUUUGAUGUAAGGUCGAAUUCAGUCUCUCAGGCCCUUUUUCAUAUUUGCCAGAACAGGUUGUAAGAUUGGGCAGGGUGAGUCAUACAAACAAUGUAAUAAAUUGGUCCUUUUCCCAUUA
Molecule: messenger RNA, 1957 nt
Organism: Corylus avellana
Lineage: Eukaryota; Viridiplantae; Streptophyta; Magnoliopsida; Fagales; Betulaceae
Product: phosphoglycerate kinase, chloroplastic
Biological process (GO): gluconeogenesis; glycolytic process
Cellular component (GO): cytosol
Molecular function (GO): phosphoglycerate kinase activity; ADP binding; ATP binding
Source: RefSeq, a predicted model, not a curated record